AUGCGGAAUAGGGGAGAGCAGGAUGGGAACGGCCCCGAACAGAGUAGGCAUAGAGGCGAGGAGAACAAUCCAAAUGUGGCCCGCAGAAAUGGUGCUACUAGGUUGGACGGCGAAAACAGUGGAGCUAACUUUCGUCACCGCAACGAAGACUAUCGUAAUAUAUCAGAAGGACGGGGCCCAACGGUAGCCGACCGAGACCCUAAUAGACCCGAUCAGGCAGAAGGACUUCAUCCUUUCACAGUGCAAGUUAUGCGGACAAUUAUGCCAGAAAAUAAGGUGUUGCCCGCAAUGGAAAGAUAUGGAGGCUCGACGGAUCCCGUCAAACACCUUCGAUCCUUCAUUGACACUAUGGCGGUAUAUUCAUCCGAUGAAAUGGUGUGGUGUCGAGUCUUCUCACUAUCGCUAAAAGGAGAGGCUUUAGACUGGUUUCACUCGCUGUCACCUAAUACGAUUGAUAGUUUUGCCACCCUCCGAAGAUUAUUCAGUCAACAGUAUAUAUCAAACAAGACACCGGGGAUGACAUACACAACCCUGAUGAGGAUGAGACAAGGAAGAGAAGAGUCACUUAAAGGAUUCAUGGAAAGAUUCAACAAAACAGCUCGACAAGUACGUAAUAUUGACCAGAGGUUAAUAGUUAGUGCCUUAACUUCUGCCCUAAAACCUGGACCGUUCGUGGACUAUUUGUAUGCUGAGGAGCCCCAGAAUAUGGCCGAGCUACAAAAUAAAUUAACCAGUUUUAUUCGUAUCGAAGAGGGAAGAGCUUAUCACAAAGGGCAAGAAGUCGAACCAAGGGGACAAGUAAGAAAGGAGAACAAUAAUCGAAGGAUGCCCAGAGUAGAAGAAGGACCGAUCGGGCAACGCAGGGUAGAACAAUCGCGAAUCUUGCAACACGCUCAUCAUACACCCCUUAACGCUCCUCGAGUUCGGGUAAUGGAAGAAGCUUUAAGGGCUGACUUAUUGAAAGUUGUUCGAGCCCCCACACCGUUGGGAGCAGACGAAAAUAAGUAUUGUCGGUAUCAUCAGAAUAGAGGGCACACAACGGAAGAGUGCACAACCCUGAAAGACAAACUGGAAAAUCUUGUUCAAGCUGGGCACUUACAAAAGUUUGUACAACGUUAUAAAAGAGGAGCAUCGAACGUGAUAAGGCAUAAAGGAGAAAGAAGUCAUCAACCAGACCGAAGCAGAAGUAGAAGCCGAAGCAGAGAAAGAGUGACCAGAGGGGUUAUAAAUACUAUCUCUGGAGGGUUCGCAGGGGGAGGUUCGUCAGUGUCAGCGCGUAAAAGGCAUUUGAGAGGCUUACAUCAUGUGAAUCAAACAGGAAUAGAACGAAAAUCUAUGCCUAUGAUCUCAUUCUCAGAUGAAGAUUUUCACGCUCCAGAUCCCGAUCAGGACGACCCAAUGGUAAUAAUAGCCAUGAUCGCUCGAUAUCAGGUGGGAAAAGUCUUAAUCGAUCAAGGAAGUUCGGCUAACAUUUUAUACUGGAAAACCUUUCAACAGAUGGAUAUACCAGAAGGAGCGGUUCGACCUUUUCAUGAACAGAUAGUCGGAUUUGCAGGAGAACGGGUGGAUACUAGAGGGUACAUCGAGCUCAAAGUGAGCUUAGGAUUGGAAAAGGAUGCCAAGGAACUUCAGAUCCGUUUCCUGCUCGUGGAUGCAGACACUUCAUAUAACGCACUCUUCGGAUGA
Molecule: messenger RNA, 1686 nt
Organism: Vigna radiata var. radiata (mung bean)
Lineage: Eukaryota; Viridiplantae; Streptophyta; Magnoliopsida; Fabales; Fabaceae
Exons: 1
Coding region: 1-1686 (561 amino acids)
Source: RefSeq, a predicted model, not a curated record